AUGUCACCUCGCUCGAACAAGUCACCCAGCCCAGAGGCCAAGGAACGUCGCGCUCGUAAUAGGGCAGCGCAGCUAAAAUUCCGGAGGAAGAAACAAGAAGUCGAUGAGAUACGAUGCAACCGGAUAAAGCAUCUCGAAGGCGUGGUUGAGAGAAUGAGCACAGUAUUAGUGGACUUUACAGACGGCCUCUUGCAGCAAGAUGUCGUCCAGCAGAGCCCUGGCAUGAUAGCCAGCAUUCAAGGCGUUAUCGCCGACAUUCUUACACUGGCCAAUGAAGCCGGAGACCCCGACCAGGGUCCCAAGACUCGUAAGGCUCGAGUAAAAGCCACUGAAGCUCAAUAUAAUUCUCCCAAAGACUCUGAACAUGAGCUCCCUACUUCAAACUUCAGUAUUACAAGUACCGCUACUCCCAACGACCCGAUGACUGCCAUUUCCCCGAUACCCCUUACAGACGACUCCCCCAUAAAGAUGCCGUUGUUUGAAGACACAACCGUGCCGUUGCCGGUACCAACAAUCUACUCCCAAGCAAGCUACCCACGAUCCACGAUCCCAGCACCUCUCAGCCCCCUUUUGUGGACAUCCUCAUUGCCACCUCUGUCCCUCGAUUCCUUCAUCUGUCGUCUCACAUAUUCAUGCUUCAAGGUUGGCUGCCUUGUUCUCAGUCGAUCGAUCGAUGCUCCGCUACCCCUAUCAGAAGAGAGUCGUAUGUUUGGCUCGACGCUUCGCUACCGCGAAAGGGAUGAGAUGAUCUUGAGAAUGCGAUGGCUCCUUGGCCCUGGCAAGCAUGAACUUCAGACCUUGGCAGAGUUACCGUGGGGAGGGCGGUGGUGGGAUCAAGAGUUUUCCGGUAGCGACCUUGCGAAUUGUGCCACGAAUGCUGCGAUGGUAGAUUCAUCAGCCCCCCAGUUCCUCAGUGUCCUUGGUGUCGAGAAACAGCUCGUGGCACUUGGCGCUCGCUUUGUGGAUAAAGAGACCAUCGAGCUGGACUCGAGUGCUUUGGCGAUCCUGUCAGGGAAUCGCCUAGAACCUAGCUGCGCGCAGCCAGAUAGCUGGAGUUUUGUCAACCUUUUCCCGUCAAAAGAUUCGCGACCGCAGAUAGAAGCGCCGAAAGUACGACUUAGCAUCAACAGGGCCUCCGUCGAGCUCGUUACAUUUUGGAACCCUCCCCACGUCCUCGGGACUGAAACGCUGGUGCGGUGGAACCAUGAAGCUGCCCUCACCUCGGUCUUUGUCGCUUUCCGUCGUAUUCCCUUGGGACACCAGUUAUCUUCUCUGAUGAAAAGUAGUUCCCGCCUGAGGAUGAUGAUUCUGAACCGGCGGUCGAAGUUGGGUCGUCUUCAGAUGAAGUCGAAGAAGAUACCUACGCUUCCUGUCAGCAAGGGUACAGGCGUCGUUGCUCGAGGGUAUAUUCCUGCUGAGACUCGAGUCAACUGGUUGCUAGGACCACACUUUUGGGUCGAGGUUGGUGCAGGUAUGGGAUCGGACAUCAUCAAGGCCUUCCUCUCACAGGACUCUGAAGACCAACAGCUUUAG
Messenger RNA from Fusarium tjaetaba, 1533 nucleotides. RefSeq lists its product as uncharacterized. The record is from RefSeq and is a predicted model, not a curated record. Bases 1 to 1533 code for a protein of 510 amino acids. The transcript is spliced from 6 exons. NCBI's taxonomy places the organism in Eukaryota, Fungi, Ascomycota, Sordariomycetes, Hypocreales, Nectriaceae.